Molecule: messenger RNA, 1477 nt
Organism: Cephus cinctus (wheat stem sawfly)
Lineage: Eukaryota; Metazoa; Arthropoda; Insecta; Hymenoptera; Cephidae
Exons: 4
Coding region: 728-1339 (203 amino acids)
Source: RefSeq, a predicted model, not a curated record
UCUUAUGCUCAUGAGACAAAACAGUAGCAUUUCUCGGAAUCUUUUAUGAAAAUUCAUUAAAUUUGCAAACUUAAUUCAAAUAUCGUCCUGUCGAAUCGUUUCUGUAAUUUCUAACCUCCUGAAAAUACUUAUUGUAGAAAAUGAAAAAAGGUUAGGAACAUGUUCACAAUGUCGAGUUGAAAUUUACACGGGAAAUUAUGUUCUGGAUUCAGAUGGCACAGUGACAUUUGUAGAUGCUUAGAACUUUCGGUUUUAAGACAUGCGUGCACAUACAGCAGAAUUUCAAAGUUUAGUGUCAUAUGCCUGUAUUCAAAAUUAUAGGUGAAACCGUUCAUUCGAUCAGUUAGAAAUUUUCUCAAAAGACUAUGAAAAUAUGGAUGGCACAGUGCAUUUGUAGAUGUCAAAUACUUUUAGUUCGAAGAUUCUGCAUUCACGAAAUUAAUUUAAUGCCAUCGGAUAGUUCACAAGUGGUCGUGCUUUUCUUCUUCUUCUUGGUCCUUUAUGCUCUAAGAGAGCCAAGACCCAGAGUGGUCGUGCUUCGUGGCAAACCUGUUUGCUCCUAUAUCUAGAUAAAAUACUUCAAAUUACAGUAUAACUUAAAAUAUAUGUUCCGUUUAUCAUUGACAUGUAUAAAUGAUUUGUCAUUAGCUUAAGUCGAUAAUGUCAUCCAUAUACUUAGAUCCUCUGUGGAUAGCUUGGAACAGUGUAAAUAAAUGUAUUAUAUUUAAUGAAGAUUCAGAGACGAGGAAAUUUCUCAGUGAUCGACAUGGGAUGGAAAACAGUCAAAGAAAGGAACGAUUCUUUUACAGAGGAAAAUAAAGACGAAAAGCAGACACUGAAAAGAUGCGUAUCUCUAGUCGAAGACACCUGUCGGGAAUAUAAGGCACUACUGGAUAUGAUUUAUACGAAGACAUCUACAGCAUCGCGCACGACAUUACCUUCCACCACAUUGAAUAACGUGUUCACCUCAGGAUCAUCGGAAGCAAUGAUAAACAGUUUACGAGAGAAAAAUUUCUACAAAAAUAUGCACUCCAGAGUUUAUUCGGAUGCAAAAAACGUGUCAUUGGGUCCCAUAAAAUCUACAGCCACUAUGAAUAAAUCCAGGAAGUCGAACGCCUCGAGCAAGCCGGAUACAGCAAUCGCAAUCAGCGAGGAAAACGAAAAGGAAAAUAACGUACGGUGCCUUUGGGAAUUCUCGACGCCGAGGUUGUACCUUGGAAAAGAUCUGUCAGGCCAUGUUAACAGUAAAAAAUCUGUAAGAUUGAUAGAUCCUUAUAAGCUGCAUCGUUGCAACAGCUUAGCCAGUUUUAUCCAAUUGGAUGCAGGUUACUCGAAUUGAUUAUGACAUAUAUAUCAAUAUUUUUUAAAAAUGAUUAGAGUAAAAUUUUUAUUAUCUUACGAAUGCGUAUCAUCAUCUAUAUCUAAGUUAGGAGUUAUAAUAAUAGGGACGGAUGUCUCGAUAAGCGUGUCUCUUAUU